UGCAGGGCAAAUGGACAGGAUCUUCAAAUUGGAAUACAAUUGUGGAUCCUUUAAAUGGGGACUCGUUCAUUAAAGUUGCCGAAAUAGAUGAAACUGGAGUACAACCAUUCAUUGAGAGCUUGUCCAGGUGCCCAAAACAUGGUCUACACAAUCCGUUCAAAGCACCAGAGAGGUACCUUUUGUUCGGAGACAUAUCAGCGAAGGCAGCUCACAUGCUUUCCCUGCCUAAGGUUUCCGAUUUCUUCACUAGGUUAAUACAGAGGGUGGCUCCAAAGAGUUAUGACCAGGCUCUUGGUGAAGUUUAUGUUACACAAAAGUUUCUAGAAAACUUUUCAGGCGAUCAGGUUCGCUUCCUGGCAAGGUCUUUUGCAGUACCUGGGAAUCAUCUUGGGCAGCAAAGUCAUGGUUUCCGAUGGCCUUAUGGUCCGGUGGCAAUAAUUACUCCGUUCAAUUUUCCUCUAGAGAUUCCUGUACUCCAGCUGAUGGGUGCACUUUAUAUGGGCAACAAGCCUGUUCUUAAAGUUGAUAGCAAGGUAUGCAUUGUUAUGGAACAAAUGCUUCGAUUGCUUCAUGAUUGUGGGUUACCUGUCGAAGAUGUUGACUUCAUCAACUCCGAUGGAAAGAUAAUGAACAAGCUAUUGCUGGAGGCAAAUCCACGAAUGACUCUUUUUACUGGUAGCUCAAGAGUUGCAGAUAAGUUGGCUGUUGACUUGAAGGGUAGAAUCAAAUUAGAAGAUGCCGGAUUCGAUUGGAAGAUCCUUGGGCCCGAUGUCAAUGAGGUUGACUAUAUUGCUUGGGUAUGUGAUCAAGAUGUGUAUGCAUGUAGUGGUCAAAAGUGCUCAGCGCAGUCAAUUCUAUUCAUGCAUGAGAACUGGGGUGCAAGUUCGAUCAUUAGUCAACUCAAAAAUCUUGCUGCAAGGAGGAAGCUAGAAGACUUGACUAUUGGCCCUGUCCUCACAUUUACUACAGAGGCAAUGCUAGAGCAUAUGAAUAAGUUGCUUCAGAUACCAGGAUCAAAACUACUUUUUGGUGGUGAAGCUUUAGAGAACCAUUCUAUUCCUCAGAUAUAUGGUGCAAUAAAACCCACUGCUGUUUUUGUUCCGCUUGAAGAGAUGUUAAAGGAUAACAAUUAUGAGCUUGUAACAAGAGAGAUUUUUGGACCAUUCCAGAUUAUUACAGAAUACAAAGAUAAUCAGCUCUCAAUGGUGUUGGAUGCACUUGAAAGGAUGCAUGCGCAUUUGAGUGCUGCCGUGGUCUCUAAUGAUCUGUUGUUCCUGCAGGCAAGACUCAGUGACUCUCUCUUAUUCUUAUGUCAACAUUCAGCUUUUAUAUUGGAUUCUUCUACACGAUGUCUCCAACAAAAUGGGUCUGUGACACUGGAAACUGUACUGAUCCCCCCCAAAGUAUUAAGCUCUUGGUUGUUUGACUAUUUAUAG
Molecule: messenger RNA, 1436 nt
Organism: Ilex paraguariensis (yerba mate)
Lineage: Eukaryota; Viridiplantae; Streptophyta; Magnoliopsida; Aquifoliales; Aquifoliaceae
Source: the annotation of a GenBank genome assembly